Molecule: messenger RNA, 1875 nt
Organism: Nematocida homosporus
Lineage: Eukaryota; Fungi; Microsporidia
Exons: 1
Coding region: 1-1875 (624 amino acids)
Source: RefSeq, a predicted model, not a curated record
AUGGGGACGGGGUUUGCGAUAGAACUAAUGAAGUUCAUAUAUCUGGGUUGUUUGGUGGGGGUGAUUGUGGGUUGCUUUGCUAAUGAGUGUGAAAGAAUGGCUUGUAUACGCUAUGGUAACUCUUAUGGAUUGCAUAGUAGUGCUUGUGGUGAUCCAGUCGUAAAUCCGGUUCUUAGAACUGAACGGAUGUUUCAAGGUAGUCCUUCUCCUAUCUACUGCCCGGCUAGGGUUUAUGAUGCGAAAACAAUCUAUUGCUUGCGCAAUUCGCAUUUGGAAGUGUUUUAUGAUGGGGGCUGCUCUAAAUUUGUGGAUAAUGCUGUCUUCUGUACACAAGAUUGUCGUGUCGUUAGAGGAAUGGUUAAGAUGAAGCGUGGUGGGUUUGAAGGUAAAUCGACUUUUUUGAUAGUUUGGGUGUGGAUUGGGCGUAUGAUGGUUUCUGAACUUUGGAGUCUUGGCCGUAUUAAUCGAUUGUUGUCAACUUUGUUGCAAGAUGAUGGGCAGUUGCUUAUAGUAAAAUGGAGUGACUCAGUUGAUGAUACUGCUCUGUUUGAUUAUACUGAGGCUUACAAUCGAAUAGUUAAACAAGCUGAGAUUAAGUGCGGUUGGUCAACUCUUGUGCUUCUUGACCCGCCGCUUUAUUGUCCAUCCAAUUCGCAAUUAACUACGCAGGCACAAGUAGCACCCGCAUAUCUGCUAGCUUUCUAUCGAGAUCUGUUUGUUGGUAUAAAGGAAAGAUUCAAUGCUAUCUACUUCGUAAUAGAAGAUUGUGAUAUAUCUCCUGAAGAACAAACACCGGACUUAGGAAUAUUCUUGGAAUUGCUUCAUAAUCCAUUGGCUAUCCUAUCCAUUACUAUACUUGACAAUAGGAUUAAGAAGGCCACUAUGACAAUGAGAUACCUAGGUGGAGUUUACUAUUCUGCAAUUCAAGAUGUCUAUACUAUAAACAAAAUGCGAUUGCACAUGCCGCUCGUUGAUUUAUACCAAAUUGAACUAUACGACCAAAUCUUUCCGGCUAGUCUGAGGAUUCAAACUAAGUCUUGGCAGAGGACAUUACAGCCAAUAUUGGUAAAUCCGAAGCUAUUGCCUAUGGGACUUGGUCAUAUUCAAGUCGACUUGGAGUUGUCUGACCAGCAGAGGCCCCACAAUAGUCUUUUUGUCAAUGUAGUGUUUAGCUUCUCUUCAUUGUAUGUAGAGUGGAUUGUGGUGCGUAUAAAUGCGAAGGUCAUGUUAUUAGACAAUAUUACGAGCAAGAACCAAAUCUUCAUUUGUUCAAUGAUAGCCGAGAUAGUUAUGUUGCUCGGAUUGCAUAAGACUAAAGAUAUGAUUAAAGUAGAGUCGGGCAGAGCUAAUUACAAUAAAGCACCACCGGCAUUGCUCGAUGAAAUGCUAUGGUCAAAGCUUGAAUCAAGAUAUGAUGCCCAUUGUAAAAACCAGGUUACAAUUCUGCUGCGGAUGUUUGUCUACUAUGCACUAAGCUGGAAAGAGUACUGGAGAUGCCAAGAAAAGAAGUUGGCAAGUGAGUUGUAUUUUGACUUUCUGGAUCAGAUUAAAGACUAUGACGAUAGAAUUACCACCCUUAAUAACUACAUUGAAAUACUUCGGCUCUGCCAACACCAGACGGACGGAUUGUUGAGUUUAUUAAAGAAGUGGACAACUACCCCGCCAGACGACACAACCACUGCCGUGCUGGCACUAAUACACAUUCUGUUGCUGGGCACUAUAGCCCGCCGGCUAAUAAUCCAACUAGCAUUCGACAGUUGCCCAGUUGAUAAUAUAGUAGCGCCUUGGCUAGAAAUCAAUCUACUAACUUGGCAACUAAUAUGUAGCUGGCCAGUAACUAGCACUGGCUUGAGUAUACAAGCUAUAAUUAUGUGA